AUGGACGUGUCAGGCAACAUGCUGAAGCGGCCUCACCCCGAGGACGAAGAGAACAAUACACAGAAGAAGACCCGUUCCAACGAUGGCUCUCCAGCGCCGACCCAGGGGGGCUCUUCCGGUGGCGGUGUUGAUCUGUCAAAGAUGCUGGCUGAGGCAAAAGCAAGAGCAGAUGCUAUACGCGCACGGCUUGGGCCUGUGAAAGGCGCAUCUCCCACCACUACAUCAUCAGCAGAGCCAACCCCCAGUUCUACUCCUCCCCCGAACCCCGCCAUGUCUAGAUUGGAACAGAUGAAAGCUAGAGUAGCAGCAGCUACCGAAAAGGCCAAUGCAGCGGCCCUGCAGCGGCCAAGGGCGCCCCCUCCUCCGUCUUACCCGCCUCCGGAAAUGGAAGAAGACAGCACACCGAGGGCUAGAGGAGGAUUGGAUGUUGGUCUACACCCGGCUUUGCUUGGAGAUAUUUCGACGGAUUUCCGAGGUGCCAAAGGACGACAAUCCCAAGCGAAAGCCAAUCGGCGUACCGAAUCCCCGAUGCCUACGAAACAAGGACUUGAUCUCUCAGGUCCGUCUCUGGAAGAAAUCAAGGAUAACCCGUACUUCGAUCCGAGUCUUGGGCCGAAGAACACAGUUGCGAAACCGCGGCAGUCGAGACAACUUGUUUUCAAUCAGAAAGGGAAAUACAUGCAACAAGCGGCUGCUCUACGUCGACAGGCUCAGCUCGAGGCUAUGAAGAAGCGUAUUGCGGAACGGACGCGACAGGCGGGUAUCGAUGAAGACUUAGACGUCGAAAAAGCGUUCCUUGUUCCCGCGCCGCCGGCGGUUGAGUGGUGGGAUGAAGGUCUGGUGAACGGAGAUGACUACGCUGCCAUUGAAGAUGAAAAGAAUGUCAAGAUCGGCACACCCGAUACAAUCGUGACUUCAUAUAUCCAACAUCCCGUCCUUCUUGAUCCCCCACAAGAGAAGCAUAUGCCCCAACAGAAGCCCAUGUUCCUUACUCCUAAGGAACAAGCCAAGAUUCGUCGACAGCGAAGAAUGGCAGAUCUUAAAGAGCAACAGGCAAAGAUCAGACUGGGUCUUGAACCAGCACCGCCGCCAAAGGUUAAGAAAUCCAACCUGAUGCGGGUGUUGGGUGAACAAGCCGUCAAGGAUCCCACUGCCGUCGAAGCCCGUGUGACUCGCGAAAUUGCCGAACGUCGCGAGAAACACGAAAUUAUGAACGAGGAACGUAAACUGAGCAAAGACGAACGCCGGGAGAAACUCGCAACACAGCAAGAAAAGGAUGCAGAGAAGGGAAUUCACGUGUCUGUAUAUCGGAUCGAUAGCCUUGCGAACGGACGGAACCGUUUCAAGAUUAGCAAGAAUGCUGAACAGCAUGCUCUUACCGGCGUUUGCGUCAUGCAUCCUCGAUUGAACCUAGUGAUUGUCGAGGGUGGCGCCCACUCAAUUAAUGCCUACAAGAAACUCAUGCUGAACCGGAUCGACUGGGGCGAGAACCCUGGUUCCAACGGCGCCCGAGAGAACAACAAUCGUGAACCUCUUGCGUCGUGGCUAGAGGCUGAGGAUGAUAAAGGGAAUCUGAAGGAUCUCAGUACUAAUUCCUGCGAUCUUCUUUGGGAAGGUCAAGCCAAGGGGCGUGCUUUUAGAAAGUGGCUGGGAGCGCGUGUCUGUGAAAGCGAUUCGCAAGCUAAGGAUGUCCUGGCCAGAGGGAAGAUGGAAAACUUCUGGGUCCUGGCUAAAAGCGCAAAGGCCAAUGAGUUCUGA
Aspergillus chevalieri is the source of this 1758-nucleotide messenger RNA. RefSeq names its product U4/U6-U5 snRNP complex subunit PRP3. NCBI's taxonomy places the organism in Eukaryota, Fungi, Ascomycota, Eurotiomycetes, Eurotiales, Aspergillaceae. The coding region runs from base 1 to 1758 and encodes 585 amino acids. Gene Ontology annotation, biological process: mRNA splicing, via spliceosome. Gene Ontology annotation, cellular component: U4/U6 x U5 tri-snRNP complex. The transcript has a single exon. The record is from RefSeq and is a predicted model, not a curated record.